Messenger RNA from Dermacentor andersoni, 2956 nucleotides. NCBI's taxonomy places the organism in Eukaryota, Metazoa, Arthropoda, Arachnida, Ixodida, Ixodidae. The record is from RefSeq and is a predicted model, not a curated record.
AAGAAAGCGCAACCGAGACAAGAGCCGUGUUCGUGGCCACGCUGGUGCUCUUCUUUUUUUUAAUCCCGCGGUAAAGAACAGGCCCUCUGGACGCGUGACCAUAUACUUGUGUGAAGGCGGCCAGGAUGAAACAGACAUCUUCUUCUCCAAGGAUCCACCUCUCCUCGGAUGGCAGCAAGUUCGUCGAAUUCGGCAUCGUCCGACAGGGCCGAUGCGGUGCGCCCGAGGUUCACCUGCGGUGCCGCAUCACGGCCACGUCGCGGCUCUCGCCGCACGACUGCAAGGCCGUGUCCAAGGUCUCUAGCAAGGUCGACGGCGAGCGCUGCUGCCACAACGUCGCGUUCCAGGAGCCGGCGCUCGUGGCCGGACCCGUGGCCGGACCCGUGUCGCGACUGUUCGGGCUCGUCAAGAGCGCCGUGCACCGCGUCAGGUGUCUGAACCGGCCGCAGGUGCAGCCCCUGGAUGACUCGAAAGUUGAAGACCAGCUUCCAGAGGAAGAUGAAGGCGUGCUCUCUGACCUCCCUGAACAGGUUCCGGUGGAAGAGAAAGUGCUCGAGUGGGCGGAAGGCGUGCUUCGAAGCGGCCUUCCUGACAUCCAGGUGUACCCUCCGGACAGUGACGGAGGUUCAGACGCGGACGACGAGUGUGACGGUGACGAGGAAGAGGAUGGUAGUUCCGGUUUCUUCAGCGACGAGCUGAGCGAGACGGAUGCCGAUUCGGUCCUCUCUACCAGCGAUAAGCAGAUUCAGUGCAGCUUGGGCCGCUACACGUUGGGCCAAGCGCAGCGCCAGGAACGGACUAGGCUGAGGCUCGUUUCUCACUCGGAACUGCCGGAGUGGCUGAAGAACAACGAGUACCUCGUGAAGUACCACAGGCCUCCCCUUUACUGCUGGCGCGCGUGUGCGCGCUCCAUCUUCAGCCUACACACGGAAAGCGGAAACAUCUGGACGCAUCUUCUCGGUGCUCUAGGCUUCCUAACACUUGGAGUUCACUUCUACCGUUCCGAUGCUCUCAGCCUGGACUGGGCCGGUUGUCUGGCCUUCGGCAUCUACUUCGCCGGGGCGGCCUUGUGCCUUACGCUUUCGACGACGUACCACACGUUCAACUGCCACUCGGAGAGCGUGGGGAAGUUCUUCUGCAAGAUGGACUAUUUCGGAAUCACGGUGCUUAUUCUGGGCUCCUUCUAUCCGUGGCUCUACUUCCAGUUCCUCUGCGAGCCCCUUAAGCGGCUAGUCUAUGGUCUCCUGGUGACCGCUUCCGGUCUGCUGACCAUGCGCGUCUCCCUGUCGCACAAGUUCGGCGAGGCGCGUUAUCGUGCCCUUCGCGCCGGAAUCUUCUUCAGCUUCGCCCUGGUGUGCGGCGUCCUCCCGUCGGCGCACUACGGCAUCCAGCACGGCUGGAAUGACCUCAUGUACAGGAGUUCAUUCGUGUACAUUCUUCUCAUGGUGGCCAUAUACGUGACCGGCUGUUGCGUCUAUGCGAGCCGCGUUCCUGAGCGCUUCUUUCCUGGACGUUGUGACCUGGCCUUCCAAAGCCACCAGAUCUUCCACGUACUUGUUCUCAUGGGUGCUCUGGCGCACUACUACGGACUGUCCAGGCUCGCCACUCUCAGAAUGUCCCAAGGUUCGUGCCCGCUGGGACAGACCGACUCUCUGUUCCGGAGCUUGGCGCUUGUAUGAAGCAAGGCCACGACAACCGAAGAUGAAACAAGAGUGACCUAUAUUUUGUCAGACUUGGACCUCCUGGCUUCCCGUCCCGACUGGCUAGCGAGGCGAGGUCGCCUCCGAUGUAGCGUCGCAGAUCGCACGUCUUCUAACACCACAGCAACGUGCGCGGCAUCGAAGAGCCCCGAGAGGCGAUAGGUUUUCGCAACCAACCUGUCCGGAACUGCGAUGGCCAGUGUUGAAAGCGCGGCGCUGCAUCACCCCCCACCCGUCGGCCACGGGUCACAGCGACUGCAAGACCAAGGAGGCGACCGAGGGAUUCGACGGCACACCCGAAGGCGUUCCUCACGUUCGACCACGAAUUCUCACACGACUGAGAAGAAGGAGAACGUCCCGUAUGCGCAACUAUGCGCGAGAGCGUAACGCAUGGGUGCAACUCAAGACCGGCCGGGCAAUGUAAUAUCACGUGAUUGCGUUGAAAUAAGGCGCGAAGAGCAGCGUUCCUAUAAGACCCUUCGCUGUCGCAACCAUCGGGCCGCGAGUGGUAUUCAAACACGCAGCUGUAACAUCGCUCGUGACGACAUCGUGAGCUGCGACGUGUGCAGACGUCAUAUAUACACGCAUGCCCCCCCCCCCCCCCCCCCCCAUAAAAAAAAAAAAUGAAGGGCGCGUGCGUGUGGGUGCACACGACGAGCUGCUGGUGUGAAAUGCCCAGCCUGUGGGAGCGCUUCCCCGCAGCGACCGAGAAAGUCAGAAGACUCGUCAUUUCAUUCGCUUGACAACACCGCUGUACAAGGGAUCCUCAUUUUAACCACUGCCAACGGACACACCAAAACAUGUACCAUGCAGUUCGCUCCUACCAGCCAUUCACGCUCAGCGGUGUGUGCCAAGUGUUCCAGUCAAUAUGCCAUCUGCCGAAAUUACGUCUUGUAUAUAUAGUCCUGUGAAUCAUCCCGUGUGAACAGCGUUCAAUCUCACCCCAUUUACUCUUUUUAUUACCCCCAUAUCUCUUUACACCCAGUGCAGGGCAGCCAACCGUUCUCGCUGACUUCCCUGCCUUUCCUCUCCUUUCUCUCUCUCACUCUCCACAUUGAUUUUCAAUAACCGAAAUGUGUAUAUAAGCGAGCAUACGGCGUUGUCUAUACAAUGUUAUCAAUUGUAGAGCAUAAAUUAAUAAAUUAACAAAAAAUUUUGCCACAUACUCUGGCCUAGGUAGACAUUGUAGAUAUACACUACUUACUCUUACUCGCUGCCCCGAGUGGCGCUCAAUAAAAAGUUUUUCCGAGUAAAAA